GAAAAUGGAAAAUCAGAGCCUUCAUCACCUCUUAAUUUCACUUUGGAAAAACGUCCACGGAACAGAUCAAGCGGUGCUGCACCUUAUCAGCCGGAGCGGAGUAAACUGGUAAAGUUCAUGGAAUAAGAUAGAUUCUUCAUUUCCGAAGUUAACUUUUACUCCACAUACUCCAAAAUAAUCAUAUACUUUGAAGUUGAUCAAACACAGAGACGAUUCUCUCGUAAAAAAACAUAGCUUUGACAUACGAUGCGCUGAUGUUUCUGAUAUACCAGCCAAACAAGAAGAGAAAAUUUUAUUUCUUUCCUUCACCCACUGCGCAAAAUCUUGCGUUUAGCCGGCAAGCUUCUCUAUUCUAUGGACCAGAGGAGACAUACUUACCUUUGUAAAACUCUGUUUAUGAAACAUGGAGUGUACGAAGGAAAGGAACACCAAUUUUCUUUUCUGCGCUUAUCAUAAAGAAAUAGUUGGGGAUGAUAAUAGUUCAGCCCUGUUAUCCUCGUGAAGGGAAACGCCUCUUGUAAUGUUUUCAAGGUUUUUCUAGAUCCUAUCACCUAAAUUGUAUACGAACAAUUGGGUCCUAACACUCCAGGUCAAAGUGGCCCUAGUUCUUUUGUUGUGGUAGGAUAUCGCAUAAAUUUGCUUAAUUAUCGUUGACAUGUUUUUGUCAUAAAUUCCGAUCUUUUCCCUUUAAUCCUGCAGCCAUAUAGGAAUGUCCUUGGAGAACUUGUGAGACCAGAUACACUAUCACGAACUUCACAAGACUCGCACGACAUAAAACCAGAAACACUACCAAACCAGUCGAAACCCGUUGGGUCCCAGACUCACAGCAGGGAAUCAUCGGAUGCAAGCUACAUCACCUACGUGGUCUGAUGGCGCAGCAAUCUGUCUUCCAAACAGGUCACUAUUGUUGCUUUGAACCCGAGACAUCUAAUUAACUUCCAUACAACUAUCAAUAACGGC
Pocillopora meandrina is the source of this 960-nucleotide messenger RNA. The record is from the annotation of a GenBank genome assembly. Lineage: Eukaryota; Metazoa; Cnidaria; Anthozoa; Scleractinia; Pocilloporidae.